GGGAUGCACUUUGCAAAUACAAUAUUGGUUCCUCACCAGUGGACUUGGACCAUGAUCCAUCGUGACGAUCCCUCUCUCUCGGUAUAUAAAAUGGCAGGCACCAGCCCAUCUCGAGAAUAACUGCCCGACAACCGAGCUGUGCUUAUCGGCAGACACCGGAGGGUCUCGGGGACGAUGGCUCCAUGCAAUCGGAUCUUCACGACCUUGGAGCGGAAACUGAGAGGAGCCUAUCUCGAGCCACACGGGCCCCACGAGCCAUAUUCACUCCCGAGCCGACUCCGAAUCGAUACGCAGACGGGCGGAGCGCUUUUCAGUCCGAUCGGAACCGCAGCAAAUGUUGGCGACAUCAUGGAAGGGUGUUUGCUCGUUCGUCGAUGGCUUGCAGCGGCAAUGUCGCUCUCGACCGCAAUCCUCUCCUUGGCCAUCUGCCGGCCACUCUCUUCCGCUGGUAUCCGCUGUCGCCGUUGCCGGUGCGGCGUUUCGGCACCGUCCUCGGCGGAAGAGGAAAGAGAUGUCUCCCGACGGCGCCGAUGCGACCACACUUUGCAGCCCGGGCCCCCCCCCGCCUUCCGACAAGAACGAGGUGCUUUGGUCUUGCCUCUUUCUCCUUCGACCAGCCUCGUUUCCGGAUGCUCCUGUGGGAAAACAGACAUUUGGCCUUUGCCGAGUGGGUGGGGCCCCCGUUUCUCCGUCGUCCGUAUUGGUCGCCGUUUCCGUCUCCGACGGCGGCUCUUUCUACCGUGUAUUUAAAUCGCAUCGGGGCAGCCCCGCUUUCCCCCCGCUGCGUUUGCUCGUUGUCUUUUCUCAUCGUUCCGGAACUCACCUGCUCCUGGUCGAGAGACAUUCCCGUCGACUUCUCAAGCAAACUCCUUGCGCGUCUCGUUAUUGCCAAAGCUUGCGCACCAUCGACAUCACACAAGCGAUAUCACUCAAGCGAUAUCACACAACACGCCAUGCUCCAGCGACCGACUCCAUCGCAUGUGCUCCUCAGCCUGCUGUCCAUCAUUUUGAUGCUCCUCUCGGGCGCCCAGCUCUCGACGCAGGCCGCCGUUCCCGCGCUCACAGCAACGGAUCCUGUUCCCUCUGGCGCAGACACAUGGUUUGAGUGGAUUCACAGCCCAAUCCCCUCAGUCACUGCAUCUACCGCCUCGCUCGAUCCCACCAGCAGCAUCGCCCCUUUGCCGGCUGCAACUUCAACGGAAACAGCGCUCGCAACAACCAAUACCACAGUCACACCCAAUGCCACAGCCACACCCAACGCAACGGUCGCAUCGACAGUCAAUGCCACAGCAUCGUCCAACGCAGUUGUCAGCCCCACCAACACACUGACACGCCCUCCUCCUGCCCAGUCCUCGUCGAGUCCAGACCAGACCAUCGUCUGCAUCAAGCCCGCCAGACCUGCAAACUGCCCGACCGAGGCUAGCCAGGGCGGCCUGAGCCAGAACGACAUUGACGAGAUGCAGAACCUGGAUCUGACCACCAUGUCGCUCUGCCAGAUUGCCGUGUUCCAGGACUGCAUGGCGAGCACUUAUACCGUGGCUUGCUGUGUCUCCUGGAUCCAAGAGCUGCAGAACUAAGUGCACUGCCGACUGGCUGUUGGGUCCGCACUUGGACCUUGCCGCCCACGGUUGUCCCAGCGUUGUGGUUCAUUCCGAGAUUCCCGCUUGUUGUUGUUUCCUCUGGUUGUACUUUGCCCCAACCUUCAGUCAUGCCCCCCCCUUUUCAAUUCCUGCCUGCUGUUAGUGCGUCCCUCCCCCCCCCUCAGUCUUCGCUUGACCAUUCGUGUCAAAUACGAUACAUUUCGCUCGAUCCGCCCAAUCGGUGUGCCGUAACUACUUCUGCACGUGACGCCUCUGCCGAACUGGUUCAACUGCAUUUUGGUUGAUCCGCUGUGUCUUUUCGGAUCCUCGGGGCGCAGAAAAAAUGAGG
Polychytrium aggregatum is the source of this 1929-nucleotide messenger RNA. RefSeq lists its product as uncharacterized. The record is from RefSeq and is a predicted model, not a curated record. NCBI's taxonomy places the organism in Eukaryota, Fungi, Chytridiomycota, Chytridiomycetes, Polychytriales. The coding region runs from base 183 to 1577 and encodes 464 amino acids. The transcript has a single exon.